Molecule: messenger RNA, 534 nt
Organism: Stegodyphus dumicola
Lineage: Eukaryota; Metazoa; Arthropoda; Arachnida; Araneae; Eresidae
Biological process (GO): signal transduction
Cellular component (GO): cell surface
Molecular function (GO): calcium ion binding
Source: RefSeq, a predicted model, not a curated record
UACACAAAAACCGGAGUUGUCUGCGAAGUCUCUAUCUCCGUCCUCGACAUGUGCUCUGCGCAUCGUCCAUCUGCGGUUUUCCCGCUUCUUUUCAGUUUACUUUUCAUCGUGAUCUUCGAUCAUUCCUUUGCAGCGUUAUCACCUGACAUGCCUAAUGUUUGUUCUUAUAAUGUGAUGUCUAUGGUCAAAGUUAGAAAACCAUGUCUUCGAGCUUACACUAAAAUCGAAAGAAUACGCAAACCCAAUUGCCCAUACACGGACAGCUGGUGCACAGACUACAAACCAAGAACGAUAUAUUAUACUGGAUACACGCACAAACUUGAACCCCGGUAUCAUACCAUAUACAAAUGCUGUUCGGGAUGUUUUCCUCUAGACAAAAAGGGAUGCAUCUACGAUGAAUGCAGCGGUCCAGCGACCAACUUUCCCGCUUGUGACGAAGAAUUACCAUCUACUGUUACUCAUUGUGUGUGUGAUGUUGGGCGACAGGGUACCAGAAUGGGAAAAUAUUCUCUUUGCAAUAAAAGUAAGAAGUGA